AUGUCGAAUUUAUAAAGAGGAUAUAAAAUCAAAAUAUUGAACACCAUUCAAACUUUAAUAAUACUAAGAAGACCUUCUUAAGUUGCUAUGAGAUAUAAUAACAAAUCAAAAAGUAAUUAAAAGAUAUACUCAGAAUAAAGUUUAUCUUUGUAAGUUAAAUUUGAUGAGAGACUAAAAUAGAAGUAAAUUUAUAAAAACCAAGAAAUAUAAAUGAUUAGAAAUAGACUAGAAGGAAUUCUAAAGGUUUAUAGAAUAGAAAAUUAAUCUCAAGCAAUUCAAUGUAUUUUGGAAUAAUAAAGUUUGAAUUAAAGUAAAAAACAAAACUAAAAUUUUACAUUCAACAUAAUUAGAUAUAUUUUAAAUAGUCUUAUCUUAACCUACAAUAAAACUCUAAAGCAAAGCGCAUAUCAUAAGCUAAACAUAUAAAAGUUACUUUACUAAACUUCCUUUUUAAAUAACUUAAACAUAACCAUUAGCAACUAAAUAAUAUAUUCAAAAAUAAUGGAUUAACUGGACUUAGCAAGAAUGAAAUUCAUUAAAUGUAUUCAGUAUAUAAGUCUUGAAUGCACCUAAAUACUAGGAAUGACUAAAGUAAAUAUAAUUAAUAUAAUAAUGGAAUAAUGGAAUAAAUCAAGUGCUAAAGACUUAUCCAUAGCUCCUAAAGGAACAAUAAAUUAAUUAUUUAAUCUGUGUGGCUUGGAAACCAGCUGGGAUUUGAAGGAUUGCUUUUAAAUAAAAAAUUUAAUAACAACUAAAAAAAAUCAAUUGAAUUAAUUUAAAAGUAAAUAUCGAUAAAAAUGGUGAAUUGAUGAAAAUUAGAAUAGAAUACUUCUUUUGAAGAGAUCUGCUAAAACUGUAAUAUGAUAAUGGAAUAGAUAAUGAAAAUACAAAAUAGAGUUCCUUGCACUUAGAAUUUGUUUGAUAUAAUAACUAAAAAAUCUUCAAUUUAUAAGUAGGGUUAUAUCUAAGUUAUAGAAUUCGAUUCUGAUGAAGAAAUAUCAACAGGAAAACUGAGAUUGCUCAUUGGGAGUUAAAGGCUAAGGCUUUGA
Molecule: messenger RNA, 1049 nt
Organism: Paramecium octaurelia
Lineage: Eukaryota; Ciliophora; Oligohymenophorea; Peniculida; Parameciidae
Source: the annotation of a GenBank genome assembly